AUGAAGAUAAAAAGUCAAAAAAACAGAGAUUAUGCCUUACACGAGCCGGCAUUGCGACAUUUACUUGGCACACUCGAAAAUUACGGGCAGCAUCUCGACAAAGAGCGUCAGGCGAGACUUGAGGCUCUUGUUAAUAAACAAAAUCCCGUGAAAAAAGUCGAAGAACGUCCCAAAUCUGCGUUUUUUGCAAGAAAACGAGAAUAUCCCCUUCAUGAACCUCGUUUUCUGGACUUGCAAUUGAAUUUUUUGAAAUAUUUUCAACGUCCUUCAACAGCGGGGCAGACCAAAGAUGAGAAACGACGUCGUGCCAGGUUGGAAAAGGCGAUUCAGAGGAGAAAAAAUAAAAUUAUUGAGAAGCGACAGUCCGUUAUUGAGGAUUUAGAGGAGCAAUUAGAGGAAAUACUCGAAGAGGAAGUUGAUGAAAUGACAAAUUUAGAAAAAAUGGAACACGAGAAAAAAAUUCAAAAUUUAAAAAAUCGAAUUUUACGUGAAAAAGAGAAUUUAGGCUACGGAAUUUUGCCGAUGAAGGAGAAAAAAAUCAAACCGGAAAAGCUGGAAGUUGUCUUGGAAUGGAAUAAUCCACCGAAAUACGAUCGAGCCGCGCCCCAAUCACGUCAUAUAAUGCAAGUGAGUAAACAGCAUGGCCCGUAUUUCGAUGGCAAGCGAAAAGCCAUUCUCGAUAGGCACGUCGAGAAAAGUCGCGCGAACGAGCAGGAGUAUGCCGCAUGGAAACGACAAAUAAGACAAAAUGUCGCGGAAAAAUUAAGGAACGAAGGUGUAACGGUACAACAACCCGUGAAAUUACAACCGAAAGACGCGUUGCCGUCACCGUUGCCGCGCAUCAAGUCGCGUGUGCAUGGCAAGGCACCGGAAUACACGUUGCCAGAACCCGGCUUUCGAUAUUUGGCAAACACGGAGCAACAUUAUUUGCAGUUUCUACGCGACGAGGCACGACAUGAAUUUUGUACGAGAUUCAAAAAGGCGCAAGAAAUUGAAUUGAGAAAGCAGGAAAAACGUGAAAGGCGAAUUGAAAGAGCGCGUCAGGCAUUGUUACAGCGACAAAAGACGACAACGCCAUCACCGAAGGAAUUCCCAAACCAGCAUGAGUGGCAGAACAUAUCCCGAGAUUACGUUCAACACGAACCACUUUUCCGCUACAUUGAAAAUGUCAAAUUGAACUUUUACGACUAUUUAACGCCGAGACAAAGGAGACGCAUCGAUCGGAAAUACGAGGAAAUGCGGAAACAACGAAAAGCGAAGGAACGGGAGGAAAAAUAUUGUCAAGCGUUUCCGAAGAACUGUCAAAAGGCGAUUGAUGAGGAAAUAAAGCCAGAUCCCGAGUUGAAUUGGGUUCCGAGAACGGGAUAUGUCUUGCAUGAGCCGCUUUUUCGCUACUACGAGGAUUUUAAGGAGAAAUAUUUGCAUUUGUUGAAAGAAAAACAACGAAAGGCGUUCAUGACGAAGUACAAAGAGGCCAAAGCAAAGGAAGAUGAAAAAAAGAAGAAAAAACAAAUAAAUGAGCCAGAAGAGGACCAAAAUCAAUCUGAGGAUCUUCCUCCUGUUACUCCACGUACCGAUUAUGACUUGUAUGCUCCUGGAUUUCGUUUUGUACAAAACACAGCCGAGAAUUACGAGCCGUAUCUCGGUGAAAAAUUCAAAGAGCCAUUCUUACAACGUUAUAAAAUGAUGAAAGAAGCAGAAAAAGAACGCUUAGAAAAGUUAUCAAAACGUGAAAAAGCUGCUCAAGGAGAUGAUGAAACUAAAGAAUCCGUAGCAGAAAAUAAUGAUAAAUACGAUCCUCAGCGAAAUUACGACUUGGCAGAUCCACGUUUCAACCAUUUAUAUGCCACUUGGAUGCAAUUUAAGCAUAAAAUACCUGAAGAGCGGAAAGAAUAUGUGGAAAACUUGUUGAAAAAGCUUUCAACUCAUGCAGAAACCACUCAAAAGACGCACGAGAAACGAUGUGAAUAUGCCAUGAGCGUACGAUGCGAAAAUAAACCACAAAAAACUAAGGAAAAUGACGAAAUUGAGUCACCUGAAGAGCGAAAAGAUCGAAUUGCACGCUUGGCAACCCCAAAUACGAGACAACUUGAGACCACUUAUGCGUCGUACAAGGAUGUCAUGGACAAAGAUAUGGCAAAACGCAUAAAAGAGACACUCGAUCGAGAGAAUUUAAUGUCAAUGGAGGAAAUGGAAAAGCAACUCGCUGAUGAGAAACAAAAGGCACGAGAACGUCUCCGCCGUAUAAAACUACGCAAAGAAAAUCGUCAAAAAGUACUUUGCAAACUUCAAUACGAAGCGUAUAAGCAAAUUCUAGCGAAAUUACUUCAAAAACUUUCACAAGGACUUCCAAAGAAAAUCCUUUACAGCCCUGCGGAAGUAAAUCUCACGUGCGAACAACUAAAAAUUUAUAAAACUGCCCUCUGGAACUUGAAUGACACACACGGGAUUACCGGAAGCUCCCAUUUGCACGGCUUAACGAUGCAAAUUGUCGAGUUCUUUGAUGCAUUUUUAAAUUAA
Messenger RNA from Culicoides brevitarsis, 2520 nucleotides. RefSeq names its product trichohyalin-like. NCBI's taxonomy places the organism in Eukaryota, Metazoa, Arthropoda, Insecta, Diptera, Ceratopogonidae. Bases 1 to 2520 code for a protein of 839 amino acids. The record is from RefSeq and is a predicted model, not a curated record. The transcript has 8 exons.